This is a messenger RNA of Varroa destructor (honeybee mite), 2675 nucleotides long. RefSeq names its product translocation protein 1 (gene Trp1). Gene Ontology annotation, biological process: post-translational protein targeting to membrane, translocation. Lineage: Eukaryota; Metazoa; Arthropoda; Arachnida; Mesostigmata; Varroidae. The record is from RefSeq and is a predicted model, not a curated record. Gene Ontology annotation, cellular component: endoplasmic reticulum; endoplasmic reticulum membrane.
GCGUCGCUUCGGUAAACGCUUACAGAUUGAUCAAUUUAUGUGAAAAUUUUAAAAAUAUUUCAUUUUUUCUAAUCAUUCAAAAUCGUCCAUAAAAUCUUCAUAAAUUCAUAAAAAGUUCCCCUGACCGGCAUUCAUAGCAGCCGCUUUUUGGCGCGCUUCAACUACACCGUGCGCGCCAUCCGAAUGUCCAUAGCGCUGCUUCGUUCAUCUAGCGGCAGAAAUUUACCUGACAGUUAAUCUUAUGCUGCGCGUCAACUCUUUGUUCCAUCUAAUUGCCAGCCACAUCACACGCAGCAGUUCAUCGAGUAACUGGGCUGUAUUGUCUGUAGAUGGUGUAUCCGUCCGGCCAAGCGGUUCUGCUCCGGUGCUGCUGAUGUUGUGCACUGCUGUUUUUGCUAAAUUUUACCGAUGCUACUGGCUGCGUGAAGAAUUGAACUGAACAAAUUGUUCUGUGCUUUUGACUGUUAGCGCCAGUUCGUUGGUGUCGCGUUUUCUCCACUCGCUACAUAGUACAAAUAGUUAAACGGUAUUAGUAUAUGUGGAAAUCGGAGGCACUAUCCCCUCAGCGUAUAGUCGACAGAUUGAACGUUUUAAACAGAGAACGUGCGUGUCCAACGCUACAUCGCUUCCAUACGCACUGUACUAGUCGUCAGCCCUUGUCUCUAAGUGUAUCCUGAGAGCCAGUGACGAACAGGCAGGUGUACCAUAUAUCGUCAGGUGCAAGACAAGUAUAAUCAGCGAUUGCUUCACAUCGGUCUUGGAGUCUUUUGAACAAGUGGCAUAUUUAGUUGAGGAUGGCUAAGAAAAAGGAAGCUUCUGAAGGUCCAGUAAAGCCGGAGAUCCCGAAGAAGUAUUAUGAUAUUGCUAACCUCCUGAGAAGCAAACUACCCGAGAAAACAACAUCUCUCCUCGGGCAUAAAGUUAAGUAUUUCAUCGGACGUAAGGCUAUCGACGCAAUUAUGGAAUCAAAACUCAAAGACAAGCUAGAGAUCCACACACGUCAGCAAGCCUGCUACUUAAUGGAGGAGAUGCUCGCGUUCAAGUUUUUUCAUAGGGCUAGUAAGGUCGCCAUGGAAGUUAAACCCAAGAAAAGCAAGGACCAAGAAAAUGAAGAGGAUACAGAAGCCAACGCUACGCCACGUGAAACACCACGAACGGAAAAAGGCAAGAAGAAAUUCAAGCUAAACAUGCACCUUGAACAGAUCUUUGUCGACGACCUCGAGCCCUACGUAUGGCUGUAUGAUCCAAUACCGUUACGUACAUGGAUGCUGGGCGGUCUGCUAGUGGUCGCCGCUAUCGCCGUGUGCAUGUUUCCGUUAUGGCCCCGGCGUAUGCGAGAUGGUGUUUACUAUCUCAGUUUGGCGGCCGCCGGGUUUCUCGGUGUCAUUCUUGCGUUGGCUGUUAUUCGUCGUAUACUGUUCGUUAUCAUUUUCCUCGCGUCGUUUGGCAAACAUCGUCUCUGGAUACUUCCGAAUCUAACGGAAGAUUGCGGGUUCUUCGAGAGCUUUGUUCCACUUUACAGUUAUGAAUAUUGCGGCGACGGUAUCCAGAAGGAAGCGCAAGGCGCUGAAAAUAAGGAGGGAAAAUCCCCUUCGACAACAAAUAAGAGAACUUCAUCGUCAAGUAGCAAAGACAAAGAGGGUAAGGAAGGCAAGGCAGGUUUGUCAUCUUCUACUGGAGACGCCAUCGAUGCCGGAGGUGCGUCAAAGGACGAACGAACAACAGGAUCCGAAGAAAGCGAAUUCGAGAUCUUAGACGCGGGCGAGGGGGAGGCAAAAAAAGAUCAAUGAACUGCACAAAACUGAACAGUCUGAAGUUUUAGGCAGAUCUAAUGGACUCUGAGAGGAAGAAUAACGCUAGAAUAACAGUAACGUAAUACAAGCGAGAAGUGAACGAUGACCUACUCAAUACAUGUAAUUCAAUGAAGAUGAUAAUGAGAAUUAUGAUUAUAAUUACAUCGAUGCACAAGAACAAGAAGAAGGUGGUAAUCACGAAAGAUCCCGUCAAGUUCGCUGGACAGCUCUGUGUGAUUGAUCCGGGAAAUCAUAGAGGAAAUAUAUGCAGAAGUACUGGCUCAAAGUUGUCGGCUGCUGGGACUGGCCUAUUCACCAGCGUUCCAUUAGUUGUAUGUGGUUAGCUAGUUAUGAGUCGCUCUACUGGGUCUCUCUUUGUCGUUGACGUGGUACUUUCGACGUAUCCCAAAUCGAUGAACUAUGGAAGCAUUAGCAAGUCGAAGUAGGUAAUAAUGCUGAUCAUGAAAUAGGGAAAGCCCAUCAAAACUAAGUUAAAAGAUUAAUUGGUGACGGAGCAAAUCAUUACAAUGGUCGAAAGUCGAAAAGCCUGAGGGUGGCUGAAAGUGUAUUUUCAUAUACAUAUUACAGAUUAUAUAUAUACACAAAAAAAAAACAUCUAUAAACCUAUCAAUCAAUGAGAGACGUUUAUCCGUGAUAAAAAGUGACUAAUGCAUUACCACAAUUUACUAGUAUAUAUAUGGUAUACACCAGCGGAGAUGAUGACACACAAAUUCCUACAUGUGCACGGGUUCCGAGGUAAUGGAAGUCAUUGACAUAAUUCGGUAAGAUGAAAGAUUUGACAGUUUUAGAGAGAAUAGAGAAGAGGCAAAAACACCGUGAGAGAGAUUUUUUAAUAAAAGCAAAAGGUGACCUCUACACGUU